AUGACAUCCCCAUCGUCACCAGCACGCUCUUUUGCAAGGUAUGAAGCAACUUCGCCUUUUCGGAACGCCUUUGCUUCAUCCUCGUCCUCUAGCACUACCAAACCUGUCCACAGUCCUUUCCUGAAUCGACGAGCUCGACACAGCAAUCAGUCUUUAUGUACCCCUCGAUCCGGUCAACCAGAGAUCUCGAGACCACCAGACGCAAUCUCAACGUCCAGCAGCACACUCGUUAAUGCAGACACUGCCUCCGACUACCGUCCCUGGGAAGUACGAUCCGAAGCCAGCUUGAGCACCAAUUCCCUGGACUCUGCUACGAUAAGCAGAGGCGGGCGAGCAACACCAACUUCUUUCUCCACGCUGGAGGAUAUUGGGACGCUUACUUCAAUACACAUCUCUCCGCUGCCCAGUAGAGCGGAUUCUCGUGCCGCGAGGGUCAGUCAAGGGUCAAGUAGGACGAGUGUAGAGGGAGGAGCUAGACGAAGCGUAGAUUCGAGCUUGACGAGGAUAAGGCCAGUAAAGCAGUUGUGCCCGGACGAUUGUAGAUGUUCUGAUCAGGAUAUUGAUUUGGGACUGUGUAGGAGGGUGGUUGGGUCUUCUUCUUCUGGGUCUGAGUCUGGGUCGUUGUCCGUUGGAAUGCAUGCCAUGCGGCCCAGAGCCAUAGCCGAUUCCACAAUGGAAGCGCAGGGCGAUAUGAAACGGGAUCCACAAGAAACUUCCCAUCUCUCAUCACAGUCGCAGUCGGAAACUCGCUCGCAAGGAAGAGAUUUUGAUAAAGAUCCCAUUCUUGUGCCAAAAUCAGCACGGAAGGGGCGUUCAUCCACUUCGACGUACCAACAUUCUUUUGAUCAACUACAAAAAGGUCUCGAUACACUCGAUAGUAACGAAUCCGACGCAGACAGCGAUGCGAAUCAAGUUCUUGCCGCACAACGAAGGGCUGAGUCGAUGGCUCGGUGGACUGCAAGACGGUCUUCUAUGGAAGGUCGCUUAUCACGCUCACCAGCAGUCAAAGUAGGACCAACGUCAGAACAGCCGAAAGCCUCGCCUUCACGCACAGCUCUCAUCCAGCCACGACCAGAGCUCAAGGUAGUAGACGAGAACGCAAGCCCAUCCUCACUCCAUACAACUCCACUCAAAGCAACACCUGGUCGUAAAAGCAUCGCCGCAGUCUUCGAGUCGAUGCAAAAAGACCGCAAAGCUAGGGCAGCGGAAGAACACAAACAGUGGCAAGAGAAACAGGCAAGACGGGAACGAGAGAGAGCUGCACGAGCUUUCGGACUUGCGUCGCGGCGAAGGACAUCUGCAGGGUCGAAUUCGAUCCUGGACAGUCCUGCAUCUGUUUCAACUGUGCCGGAUACGCCUCCGAUCAGCGGAGAUAGAUCGACGAGAGAGGUUCGACAGGGGUCUGCGAGGUCUCCAGUUUCAAGUGCGAUGAGUGUCUCGCCGCUGCUUUUGAGUCCAGGGUCGCCGAAAGUAGAUGAGGGUGCAGCUGGCGAUGUCCAACCGCGGCACUUGGUCGAGGAGGCUACAGCGAGGAUACCCGAUACGCUCGCUGGAGCAGAUGAGGCAGGAACAGCUGAAGAACAAGAAGGGAAGGAAGAGGAAGCAGCAGCAGCACUACCAACAACGCCCAAACAACCAUCGACAUCUGCAUUCGGAUUCGCAUCCCAACCAAUGGCUUUGGACCUUUCGCCCGCUCAUACCAUCUCUUCGUUCUCCUCAAGUCCUGCCUCUUCACCGCGGAAAAAUGCGCAUAGGAGACAGGACACCAACACAGUCAGCCAGUCAAGUCGGUUUCCCGCACCAACGUCUUCCCUUAAUGCUGCGCGAGCGAGGUUGAAUCAGGUGCUUGAUACACCGCAGCAGCAAGGGGGGAGCGAAAUGUAUCAGACGCCGAAAAGUGGGAUUUUGAAGGGGAUACCACAGCUCAGUAGUGCCGCGAAGAGAGGACACAGUGUUAGGUUUAGUCCCAGACCUGAUUAUCGUUCUGAUUCGGGGAGUUGGGAUGAGAGUGGACAGCAGAGUUUGCGUGGAGAGGAACAGGAGGCGGAGGGAGAGGAUAGGAGGGAGAGGGCGGUGGAGAGGUUGCUGUUGCCUGCGAGGGAGAUUACAAUUCCAGAUGUAUUGGUUUCUGCAUCUGUGCCGAUGGAAACUGCUGCAGUCGGGGAAGAGAAGGAGGCAAGUCAGGAUGGCAUAGAUCAAGAGGAGCUCGCACAGUCGUCGCCGAAGAAGGCGAAAACAGAAGAAACAAGUCAACUGCAUACACCUUCCAAAAUCGGCAACGACUCCGGCGCUGCAACUUCUUUCUCCCAAAGUGUGAGGAUCCCAGGAGCGUACGCACCAACACCAACCAAAACUUCUUAUUCACGACACGUCAUCAAACCGAGCCCACAGAAUCCACGCAUGCGGAUCCUUCCUUUCACGUCCUCUUCCUCCACCACAUCAUCGCAAGGCAAGGGUGAAUAUGUUCUAUUCCCAGACUCCACCCUCGCAUCUGCCUCUGGAUCUUCCAUCCCGCGCGAGUCUACACCACCGCCCUCGUUCGUACGUGCACCAGACGACCCUCGCAACUCACCCCGUUCUCCUCGACCUGCCAAUCUGGGCAGAGAGCAAUCUGCACGUUUCAAUGCGGGAUCUUCCUCUGACGAUUCCGGAAGUUCAUUGCCCGGAGUGGUUGCAAAUACGAAAGCGAACGAGGGCACAGGCGCUGGGGUGGACGAUUCGUUGCAGCUUACAAUAGGAAAGAUCUUGAAGACGGUUGAAGAAUCUCACAGUGCCAAAAAGAAACGAUUGGCGUUGCGGGAGCGAUUGACUGCUGUCUCUCACCAGCUAGCUCCUCAGCCGUCACAAAAGAGGGAACGCUCAUCGUCACAACCCCAGCUCGAGCUAACAGAAGAAGAUGGAGAAAGGCAAAGAAUAGAAGAGUUGAGAGGGGAAGUUAUGCAUGCGUUGGCUGUUCUAGCUGACCGUCUUGGCCAGCUUAACAGCACUACAUCUUCUGCUGCUCCUGGUGACAUUUCGUCUAUCUCGAUCGCCUCUUUCACCUCGCCGAGGGACGCGAAGAGAGGUCUUCCGAGAUGGACAAUGUUGCUGGUGGUGAUAGCACAGUGCGCAUUGAUCGCCUACUUGUUGUCAUUGGCAGAACAACAAGCACAACAUAUGCGGAUGUUUUCUCCUUCCCCACACCACAUUCUUUACCGAACACCGGGAGAGGUCAAUUGGAACGCUAGAGCACAAGACAUUCACUUAACUCCCCUUCUUUCCAUUCCGGGACUCUCGCAUCUCGCUGCUUCCUUCCCGCCUCUCCCUUCCCCCUCCUUUCUCAACUUGUUGGAUGGGAAUGCUGGGUUGUGGACCGUUUAUAGGUCCUACAUUAGGUUGCACGGUUGGACUGCGUUGAUGGUGCAGCUAGGAGCGUAUGCUGUAGCACAGUUGAUAUCUUGUAUCGUAUUGUUGAUUUUAGCACCAGUGCAGGUGUUGUGGUUGGUUGUGGAUCCCACUCGAUUCUAA
This is a messenger RNA of Ustilago hordei, 3507 nucleotides long. RefSeq lists its product as uncharacterized. The coding region runs from base 1 to 3507 and encodes 1168 amino acids. The transcript has a single exon. NCBI's taxonomy places the organism in Eukaryota, Fungi, Basidiomycota, Ustilaginomycetes, Ustilaginales, Ustilaginaceae. The record is from RefSeq and is a predicted model, not a curated record.